Messenger RNA from Amborella trichopoda, 1523 nucleotides. RefSeq names its product GDSL esterase/lipase 5. NCBI's taxonomy places the organism in Eukaryota, Viridiplantae, Streptophyta, Magnoliopsida, Amborellales, Amborellaceae. The record is from RefSeq and is a predicted model, not a curated record. Gene Ontology annotation, molecular function: hydrolase activity, acting on ester bonds.
AUGGGCAUGAAAACUACAGUCAUGGUGCACUCUUUCCCCAUGUAAUAGUCAUGGGGAAAGCCAGAGUCCUAUAUAAUACCAAAAUAUGAUGGAUUAUUUUGAAGGUGGAACUUAUAAAGAGUUGUUUUCCCUUUCUUUAGGACUUGUUUAAGUUUAGUUUUACUAAUGGGGAAGGCUUUUUCCAGCAUAUGUGUAGUACUACUGUAUGCUUUCUUAGUAUUGGGCCGGAGUGCCUAUGCAAAAAUGAUCAAUUUUUUUGUGUUUGGAGAUUCAACAGUGGACACCGGAACCAAUAAGUACUUAAACUUCACCAAGGAAUCAGGUGCCAAUUUCUUCCCUUACGGUGAAAAUGCGGCUGAAUUCUUUGGCAAACCAACCGGACGUUUCUCAGAUGGCAAAGUUGUAACUGAUUUCAUUGCUGAGCUUGCAAACCUACCACUUAUCCCACCAUAUUUGAAGCCUCAUGCGGACCUUUCUUAUGGAGCCAACUUUGCAUCAGCUGGUGCAGGAAUCCUUGAGGCAACACACAAAGGAAAGACAUUGGCCCUGGAAGUGCAAGUUAAUCUAUUCGUCGAAUUUCAAGAAAAGCUCAAAAGAAAAUUGGGGAGUGUGAAGUCUAAAGAAAUAUUCUCCAAUGCUGUUUAUUGCAUCAGCAUCGGAAUCACUGAUUACAAGGCAGUUUUCCAAGGCAAUUCGAAACUACAACUAUCAAAGCCCAGUGAUGAUCUUGUGAGAAUUGUGAUUGGAAACUUAUCCGCCCAAACUCAAGUAUUAUACAAUCAUGGAGCAAGAAAGUUUCUAUUCAUGUCACUGAAGGACACAGGAUGCAUGCCGGGUAUGCGCUUAAUGACAAAUGAUGGCUCAUGCUUUGCUCCUGCUACUUAUCUCACUGAAUAUCACAACAUGGCUCUGGAGCAACUCUUAAUGGGCUUUGCAUCCAAAUUGGUGGGGUUUCAGUACACCCUCUUCGACCAAUUCAAGUUCAUUAACGCAAGGACCCAAACCCCCAUAAAAUAUGGAUUCUUUGAUGGACUGAAUGCCUGUUGCGGAUGCGGGCGGUUUCGGGGCCUGAGAACUUGUGGACGAAAUAAUCCCAAACGUUACCAUCUGUGCCGGAACGCCACCACACACGUAUGGUUCGACUCGUUCCAUUAUACACAAGGGGUACAGAGACAAGCAGCAGAGACAAUAUGGCAAGGGAAAGACCACCUAAUUAGGCCUCGCCCACUCAAGCAUUUCUUUAUGGAUGAGACUUCACAAGUGAGACAUCGAAAGCAAGGGAAAGCCCAGAUAGCUUCAACCCUUGGUUUUGCAUUGUCCAAAAGCAUAUGAGACCGUUGCUACUAAAGUUUUUAUGCACUUCGGUUAUCAAUGUGCUCUUAGUAAAUAAAUCUCUGUUUAGAUUAAUAAUAUUUGAGCAGAAGUGAAGGCUCCUAUGUCGAUGUUAACAAAGAAUAUUAAGCUAUUGGUUACUUAAAAAGUGCAAUAACUAGCUAAUAGAUGCAACAAUUGAUCGACUCUCA